This is a messenger RNA of Ictalurus punctatus (channel catfish), 3287 nucleotides long. RefSeq names its product solute carrier family 29 member 2 (gene slc29a2). Bases 1422 to 2789 code for a protein of 455 amino acids. The transcript is spliced from 14 exons. Gene Ontology annotation, biological process: adenine transport; thymine transport; uridine transmembrane transport. Lineage: Eukaryota; Metazoa; Chordata; Actinopteri; Siluriformes; Ictaluridae. The record is from RefSeq and is a predicted model, not a curated record. Gene Ontology annotation, cellular component: basolateral plasma membrane; plasma membrane. Gene Ontology annotation, molecular function: nucleoside transmembrane transporter activity.
AAGGAUCUACAAACAAAUGCAGCAGGAUCUGCAAUAUUCGUCCAUAGAUAUGAAACGGGAGUCUGUUUCGGGAACAUCUGACAGCUUAAAUGUAUAUACAGUUCAAUUUUAUGCUAUAUUAAUAGCAUAAGAAUGUAUUGAACAGACCAGGGAUAACAACAUUUUAAUAUGUAGUGACUCUGCAUCAGCCCUUCUGAGUAUUAAGUAUGGAAUAACUCAAAAUCAUCAAGAAAUAUUGUAUGAAAUUUUGUUUACAAACUCAAGAAUAUGCAGACUAUAGGGAGAAGUAUUACAUUCAUGUGGGUCCCAGCACAUGUGGGAACACAGGGAAAUGAGAAAGCUGACAGAUUGGCAAAAGACACAACAAAAAAGGGGCAUGUUGACGUCAAAAUUAAGUUAUCAAAGUCAGAAGGGAAGAAUCUAGUAUGGAAAAAGAUAAUGGAAAAACAUCAGUGGGAGCAUGAAAAGAAAGGGAGACAUCUGUACAGGGUUCAAAAUAAAACAGGUAUGGUAAGAGAGUGGGGAAAUAAAAGGAAAGAAAAAGUUAUAAUAAGUAGACUAAGCAAGCUAAAUAAAACUCUACAUGUCAUAGGAAAACAUCCUACAUGUUUAUGCUAUGAAUUUCAGAAGGAGGAGACAGUUAAACAGAUCUUUAUGUCAUGCAAGAGAUAUUCACAAGAAAGGCAAGAGAUGAAGGAACAGCUAAGGAGAAUGGUUAUAAGAGUUUACAAUAUUAAAAGUAUAAUAGAAUGUGGAAAUGUAGAUUUCUGAUUUCCAUCAGCUGUAAGCCGUAAUCAUCAAGAUUAAAACAAAACAAAAAAACGCUUGAAAUAUUUCACUUUAUGUGUAAUGAAUCUAGAAUAUAUGAAAGUUCCACUUUUUUAAUUAAAUUACAGAAAAAAUGAACCUUUCCGUGAUAUUCAAAUUUUUUGAGAUGCACCUGUAUUAAAAAAAAACAAAAAAAAAAAACAGCCAGAGAUAAACAACUAUAUGAAUUUGUACAUCGACAAUAUUCACUUACAUCGAGAUUUAUAGUUCUUAAUGCCCAUGUGACAUGACAUGACACAUAAGCCUAAGUCACAAUCAGGCAAGUAAAGCAGUAAGUGGAUUCUUGCCUGGAAAUGUACUUAUGAAUGAAGCUUUUAUCUUUUUUAAUAACAAACAACUUAAUAUCAAAAAUGAGUCCUAAGCAUUUCCUUGCCACUAACCAAUGAGACCAGUUAUGGGCGGAGCGACACAUUCUACAGGCUGUAUGCACGCGCCAAUAUUUUGAAACAGAGCGCGGGCUGAGGCUGUGGCAGGUCUCACUACUUCACACUGUCCACCUUUCAAACCACACGUGUUUUACCCAGACAGAGGCAACUUGAAUUAACCAAACUGACAUCCGAAUCUCUUACCCAAGGCAGAACUGAGGGAUAAAAAUGGUAUUUGCAUCAGAUAACAGAGGCUUUGUGACCAUCAUCUUUUUCAUACUGGGCAUGGGAACACUUCUUCCAUGGAAUUUCUUCAUCACUGCCUUCGAUUAUUUUAAUGAAAGGCUAAACACAACAACGUCAAGCAAUGUUUCGGAAUCUCACAAGACCGAUCCGUACAUGUUCGACAACAUGUGUGUGCUGCUUUCCCAGCUACCUUUGCUGUUGUUCACAUUCCUGAACUCAUUUCUCUACCAGCAUAUUCCAGAAAGGAUGAGGAUAGCUGGCAGUAUGGUCUUCAUUUUACUGCUGUUUAUCCUCACAGCCACUUUAGUGAAAGUCAAAAUGGAACAGGAUCUUUUCUUCUCCAUCACAAUGUCAACCAUCUGGUUCAUCAACAUGUUCGGGGCGGUGCUUCAGGGCAGUCUGUUUGGUCUUGUUGGGAAAUUUCCUCCAAAAUAUAGCUCGUGGUUUAUGAGUGGCCAGGCCAUGGCUGGCAUCUUCUCUGCGGCUGCCAUGUUGAUGUCAAAGAUCUCUAAAACAGACAACGAGAGUGCAGCUUUAGGCUACUUCAUCACUCCCUGUGCUGCGACACUCCUCACACUGUGCUGUUACUCGGUGCUGCCCCACCUGAAAUUUGCUGGACUAUAUUUAGAAGCUGGAAUUAGAAACAAAGAGACUAAGCUAGAUUUGGAUCUCAAACAAAAGGAGAAUGUGGCCUUGGUCAAAGUGAAGCCCACUGAUUUUGACUAUACUCCAGAAUGCAAUGGUCAAAGUAUGUUAACUCACCCUGAUGCUGAAGCCUUCAAGACUGUGGCUGGAGUAGAGAAGCAAGAAGAAAAGUUGCCAGUGUUGGCAGUUUUUAAAAAGAUUUGGGUGAUGGCCUUGUGUGUGACCUGUGUUUUCAGUGUCACAUUGUCUGUUUUUCCAGCAAUCACGGGGUUGGUAAAGCCAAACGGCCUGUUUACAGGAACAUUGGCCGACAUUUUUACACCCCUCUGUUGUUUCAUGGUCUUCAAUGUGAUGGAUUGGAUUGGCCGAAGUGCCACCUCCAUUUUUCAGUGGCCCAGAAAGGACAGCUGUCUGUUCCCCAUCCUUGUGGCAGCUCGUGUGAUCUUCAUUCCUGCACUCAUGCUGUGCAACAUUAAAACCCGCACCUAUCUAUCAAGUCUUUUCAAACAUGAAUUUGCCUACAUAACCAUCAUGUCAUUGUUUGCCAUGACAAAUGGAUAUUUUGCCUGUCUCUCCAUGUCCUAUGCACCACAGUUAGUCAGGCCUAAGGAUGCAGAGACUGCUGGGGCUUUGAUGACCUUUUUCCUGGCUUUGGGACUGUCACUUGGAGGAGUGAGCUCAUUUGUCUUGAAAAUACUGCUAUAGUUUUCAACAAUCGUUCACUGGUCAUGUUACUGCUAUUCAAAGAGCUGUUCUACUUUCGUGUUAUUCCUUAGUAAAGUAUAGAUGUACAUGUUGCUGUGGUUUGAUUAGAUUUUGAUGACAUUUUAGUCAUUGUUCGAAGUGACUCAAUUUUUGUAAUAAAUUUCUUCAAAUUGAUGAUUAUACUUCUCCCAGGUGUAUCAUCGUGAUGUUGGUCAAGAUUAAUCAGAUAAUAUAUGCUGGUGUAACAAUUAAAUUAACUUUGUGAUUUUUUUUUAUUCUUUGUUAUGCGUUUAUUUUAUAUUGACAACUGCAUUUUUAUGGGGUUUUUUUUUUUUUUUUUUACAAAAAAAUGUUUUGAACUAUUGUUGCACUGUAUAACUAUCGCAUUUCUUUUCAAAGCAGCAAUGCUGUUUUAUGCUUUUAAUGAUUUAUACUUCAUGUGGGUCAGGUCAGUUUUAUGGUUUUUCAUGUUUUUCUAAUAAAAUUGUUGUAUUUUGG